Molecule: messenger RNA, 2513 nt
Organism: Culex quinquefasciatus (southern house mosquito)
Lineage: Eukaryota; Metazoa; Arthropoda; Insecta; Diptera; Culicidae
Gene: Ir87a
Exons: 1
Coding region: 16-2112 (698 amino acids)
Source: RefSeq, a predicted model, not a curated record
GGACACCGUCAAACCAUGUGGACGCGCGCCGUGACACUGUUGUUGGUGCUGGCAGUAACCUUGGCCGACUUUGGCCAAGGUGCCAUCUACCCGGAAGACGACACCCAGGAAAAUCUGCUCACCGUGGUGCCGUGCGUGAAGCGAUUGUGUGAAAAGUACUUCAAGUCGGAACGCGCCAUGAAGGGAUCGCUGGCGAUCAUCAAUAUCAAACCGGACACCUCGGCGUUCCAGCUGAAUAUUUUGAAGUCCUUCAACGAUGAUCCGCGGCACGAGAUGGGCGUAAUGGUGAAGGACGGUCGCAAGAAGCACUGGAACGCCUCGCACGUCACGGAAAAGGCUAAAAACUACUUGCUUUUGGUAAGCGAUUCUUCGGAGCUGGACGCUCCGAUCAACCAGCUGCGACGUCUGCCGACGUGGAAUCCGCUGGCGCAGGUUGUGGUGCUCUUUACGUCCGAGAUGACUCCGCUGGUGUUUCAAAUCGAAGUGCGGAACGCUUUGCAGAAGUUGUUCGAGAACUCGGUGCUUAACGUGAACGUAAUGGUUCAGCGGUACAAUACGAGCGUGCUGGAAGUGUGGACCUGGUUUCCGUACGAGAAUGGAGGUUGCGCGGACAGUAUUUUGAACAUCCGUCUGAUGGACGAAUGCGAGUACGUGGAAGUUUCGAUGGAAAACGUUGCCGAGAAGAUGGACGAAAAUUCCGAGUUUAUCGUUCCGGAGUUGGAGUAUUCCAACGUUACUGCAGCGAACAGUUCGCUGCAGGUGUUCUUCGAGCAAUCGGAGCAAACUGGAGAUUCGUUUGCGGAAACUGUGUGGCUGUUUCGCGAGAAGCAUUACUUCUCAGACUACGGGCCAAAGAUUCCCAAGGACUACAACUACUGUCCGUUGAUGAUCAGCACUCCGAUCUGGGAGCCAUUUGUUGUAGGAAAUGAGACGAGCAUCGAAAAGGGUCUGGAGGUGCUGAUGAUUGAGGUGAUUACGGCUCGCAUGAAGCUCACGCCAGUGUAUCGGUUCAUCGAUCCGUUGCGCGCUUCAGCUACCAUAACGGCGGACAAUAGUACGGGAUUCUAUGCGGAUUUGAUACAGAGGCGUACGGAUCUGAUGAUUGGAGGUUUGUACGAGAAUCCCAUCAGUAGGAGAAUGCUGUCUUCGUCCAUCCCGUACUUUCAGGAUGAUCUAACGUGGUGCGUUCCAACGGCUCGACAUGCUCCAAAGUGGUUGAACGUAUUCAUCAUCUUCAACGUGUGGAUCUGGCUAGUGGCAAUCAUAAUUAUCUUCGUAGCAGCCGCCAUCAUCUACUGCCUCAACCACGUCGAGCAUCGCUACCCGGAAAACUACACCUGGAUGCUCCUGCAAUCGCUGGCAUUUUCCCUCAGCGUCUAUGCCCACUACUGGCCGCAACGGUUCUCCAUCCGCUUCUUCCUGGUGGGCUACAUGAUCUACGGCUUGCACUGGAGUGCGGCGUAUCACAGCUUCCUGAUUUCGGUUCUAACCCGACCCAGAUUCGAACCUCAGAUUAGCACCGUUGAAGCUGCAAUGGCGAACAAGUUCCAGUUUGCCGGUCCGGAGAACACGCUAGUACACUUUGACAAGCCGGACGGCGUUUCACGGUUCAUUACAUCUGUUUACCAGGUCUGUCCGGACCGGGAUGACUGCUUGGCACGACUUCAUUCCGAGCGGAACCUGGCCGUCGCCAUGUCGCGAGCUCAUUCGCACAACAGCAAAAGCAUCGGCGAGGCGGAGAUAUUCUGCUUCGACCGGAAAGACAACAUACAGACGUACUCGGUGGGUAUGAUGGUCAAAAAGGACUUUCAUUUGCUGCCCAAGAUCAACGACUUGAUCCGGCGCAUCAGCGAGUCGGGACUUUUGGGCAAGUGGCAGGUCGAGAGUGACAAGAUUAGGGUUGACGAAGAUCUGGAAGACAGAGGUGGGGAUGAUGGGGGCCAUGGCGAUGGACAGAUCGUGCUCAAGGUGGAACACAUUGAGGGGGCGUUCAUUUUGGGGGCGAUUGGACUCGGGCUGUCAACGGUAGCAUUUAUCGGCGAAAUUGUGUACUUUAACCUCAAGAAUCGAUACAAGUGGAACGAUAGUAUGUUUAGUAGACUGUUUUGCUAGGCAACACCUCACAUAGCGUCAACAAUUCACCAACGCACCAAAAACCAAUCUUGAGCGAUUGUACACGCGAUUUGACCUUGGACUGCGAUCGAUCAUUUUGGCGCAAUCAGAGGGAACCAUAUUUUGGCAACCAAACUUCGCGUCGUCGGCAGAACCUUCACCAGCUUUAAUGACCAGAGGACCUCAUGGCUGGUCGGAUAUUCACACGCCAAACCGGUAACUGCGGCACGGUAUAUAUGUAAAGUGGAAAAUUGAUCACUUCGUUGAAAUCAGCGCACGCCGAACGGUGAAGAUAAUUUCUGGAGCAAAUUGAGCCAUUUAUGAGUUCUAGUGUAGAUCAAACACAGCUUUGGAGCACCUUUGUGCAACAAUUUGACACACAAAAAGUAGCAAAUAAGUAA